GUAGUAAAGUAUUGGGCAGAGAAAGGCAAAUCUGGAUUCUUGGUGUGGCGAUACCUCCUACGGCGUGAUGACCCUGCUCCUGCACCAUGGACAAAAGCAGGAAAGCUGCGUAUUAAAGAACUUGGACUUAAGAUGCAGUACCCUGAAGGCUAUCUGGAGGUUAUGGCAGAAAAAGAGAAAAGUGAACAAAAUGGAAAGAAAGGCAAAGGGAAGAGGUCUCAAGAUGGAGAACCAGAUUUAAAUCCUAAAAAGAAGAAGAAAUCAGCAGUGUUUCAGAUUCCUGAUGAUAUAAAUAAACUGAUAAAGGAAGAUAAGUUAAAUCAGAAACUAUGGAAUGAAUGUAAAGCUGUUGUGAAUGAGGGUCAACAGCCAUACUCUAUGUAG
Limulus polyphemus (Atlantic horseshoe crab) is the source of this 384-nucleotide messenger RNA. Its product is annotated as E3 ubiquitin-protein ligase UHRF1-like. Gene Ontology annotation, molecular function: ubiquitin protein ligase activity. The transcript has 4 exons. The record is from RefSeq and is a predicted model, not a curated record. Lineage: Eukaryota; Metazoa; Arthropoda; Merostomata; Xiphosura; Limulidae. Gene Ontology annotation, biological process: protein ubiquitination; negative regulation of gene expression via chromosomal CpG island methylation. The annotation marks the transcript as partial.